UAUUUGAUAGGAGGUAAAGUUUUCUCACAAAAAUACCUGUACGAGCGUUAAUAGCGGUCGCAGCGUCCUCUUAUCUAUCACCAUACGAGAUAUUUCCACUCGUAACUAAUUAUCAUACGAAAAAUGGAUCCUGGGGGCCCUCCUGAGGGGGCCCCUAGUGACCCCCUGGAUAUACCAGGCAUCGACAAAGUCGUCGAUGUCACUGAAAAUUGGCACUCGGAGCACAAUACUCCUCCCCCGAUCUCUGAUCAACCGAGGAAAGUCAACAACAACAGGCUGCUGUUUCUUACUGUCGAAUAUGUUGAAGACAACUCAAAAGAUUACUCACGAAUAUUUCCGACGUACGAACAGGUCCCUUUUUCCCCUCAAGCAUCAUCCCCACUUUCUGAUUUUGAGCACCGAGUAAGUCCAUUAGAUCCGAACAUGAGUUCUGCAGCUCGGUAUUCGCCUACUCCUGUCCAACUCCCACCAUCCCCAUUCCAUAACUCUGUUGUUGUUCUUCAAGGACCGUCCUCACCUCUGAUUUCUACCUCUGAUCAAAAUGUACGACCGACAAUUAAUUAUGUCACACAAUUGGCAGAUCAAUCUGCCACACAAACUGUUGUCCAGGCUGAUACUGCCUCAGAUUUUGUUGUCGCAGGCAACGAUGAAGGUCUUGAUGCGGGAGUUAGCGGUGAAUUGAUCUUGAUGCAAGGUGCUGCGCCGGAGCUGGAGAGUUCCACAGCGCCACUGAUGUUAACUGGUAUACCAAGUGCAGAUUUUGCAUUGGCAAGAGAUUUUCUUGUCACUCAUGAAGAGCAAUUGAAUGCAAUGAGUGGAUAUAAAAAUCAGAACCUAGAUAUCGAAGAGACAAAAAUUGCACACCUUGAAGUCAAAGUUGGAGAUGAUUCACAGCUAGCAAUGCAUCCGCAAGAAAGUCCCAUUGGUCCAGUUCUUCCUGAUUUCAAUAAAGAUAAUGUGUUAAAGACGUCUGCUGACCAAAAAGGAGUGCGAAGAUCCAAGAGGCAAAUCAGUGACAAAAAAGCAUUGUGGUGCAAGAAAUGCGAUGUUGGUUUUGUUGACGCUGACAAUUGUACUCUACACAAUGUCCAGACUAUUGCGGAUCAACCUGUUCCAUCAAGAGCUAGAGCAACCUUGCCUGGUUCAUACCUUACGAUAAAUAAGUUACCCACAUCAAGCACUGUACAGGGAGGACCAGUGUAUGGGGUUUUUGCCAAACGCAAUAUACCAAGACGCACUCAAUUCGGUCCCAUUGAAGGAAUUUUAUGUACAUAUGACGGAAUAAUACCACAGAAUACACUGCCUCUCUUGUACCAAACAGAUGAUGGAGAAUUUUUGAAGAUAGACGUUUCUGACGAAAAUGCGUCAAAUUGGAUGCGCUUUGUUCGACCUGCGUCAACAUAUAAAGAACAGAAUUUGGUAAUCAGUCAACAAGGUGAGGGUAUUGUAUUUCUCACAGUAAGAAAUAUCUUGCCAAAAGAAGAGCUGAAAGCGGGACCGAGUAUUGAAUAUGCCAGUUCUAGAAAUCUAUCAAUACUUAUACCUGAUUCGAAGGAUGAAAUAGAAUUAAAUAAUGAACGGAAUCCCUGGCCAUGCUUUGAGUGCAAUCAACGAUUUCUUACAUCAGAAAAACUUCAAAAGCAUCUUAAUGUUCACGAUGGUCCAAGAAUUGAUGUUAAACCUCGAAACAAGUGCAAAAAGAUUCAUACCAGUUCGAAAAAACUCUUCAAAAUUGUUGAUGGUCAAACAGUUCUCUACACAUGUCCAUAUUGUUCGAAGGUUUUUCCUCGAAGUUACAGUUUGAAACGUCAUUUGUUAAUACAUCCUGGAGCCAAGGCCCCCCGUUACGAGUGUCGAAUUUGCAGUGAAAAUUUUCUGCACCCUUACAACCGGAGUCGGCAUAUAAAAAUAUUCCACAGUGGAAAUUCUAAUGAAAAAGAAAAUAAGAAACAAAAUAUGUCUGAAUGGAAAUGCCUCAAUUGUAAUUUGAUAUUUGCAAAGGCUGUUCUGCUUGACUUACAUACACUAAUUCACAAUCCCAAUAAUGUCAAAAAUGAACGCCAUCCUACUAGCUGCCCGCAGUGUGGCUCUGAAUUCGAGAAACAAAAUGAGUUAAUCAAACAUGUCGCUGAACAUGGCAGACAACAAGCACAAAAUACCACAAAGCAAACUCCUUUGGCAGCUUAUAAAUGCUCCAUGUGUUACAAGCGUUUUGCAACCAAAGUGCGCUUACAGCAGCACUCCCUUGUUCACGGUGCUGAUGACAAAAAGCCACUGCCGUGUAACGUUUGUCUGAAACGGUUUAUGAACAACUCUGCACUGUCGUGUCAUCUGAAAACACAUAGAGAAGAUAAACAAAUUUUUGAAUGUCCAAUGUGCAGACAAUCGUUCGACCAAGUCUUGAUGUUGAAAGAUCAUAUUGAAACUCACCGCACCGAAGACGGAAUCUUUAACUGCCCUCAUUGUCCAAAAUCAUUCACUAAGUAUUCCGUGAUUCGAAAACAUAUCAGAGCCCACCACUGCGAAAGAAAGCACAAAUGUCAAUUUUGCGCAAAACGUUUCCCCACUCUAGACAAAUUGAGAAUGCAUUUGCUACGUCAUUCCGAUCAUAGAGAAUUUCAUUGUGCCAAUUGCGAUAAACAAUUCAAAAGAAAAGACAAAUUGAAAGAGCACAUGACAAGAAUGCAUAAUGCAGAGCGAGAGAGUCAGCAGCAGAUGGCUCAAGGACAACAAGCAAAAAAAUUUGUUCCCAAGCCAAAUUAUAUUUUAUCGCAGGUCAAUCCAACUGAUUAUAAUCGUUUUGUCUACAAAUGCCACCAAUGCUUGGUGGGCUUCAAAAGACGGGGUAUGCUUGUAAAUCAUUUGGCUAAAAGACAUCCGGAUGUCCCUCCAGAAUCUGUUCCCGAAUUAAACUUACCGAUUUUAAGACAAACUAGGGACUAUUAUUGCCAAUACUGUGAGAAGGUGUACAAAAGCAGCAGCAAGCGGAAGGCUCACAUUGUAAAAAAUCAUCCUGGUGCAGCCUUACCGCCAAGUAAUCGUCGUAAAGAAUCGGAUGCACCUGGAGUCCCAAAUCCAACGUUCAGUCAAACUGUUGGCAGCAUUACUACAACUCCGCAAGGGUGUCAGUGGUGUCAUAAGCAGUACGCGAGUAAGGCUAAGCUUCUACAGCAUCAACGCAAGAAGCACCCUACCCUGAUGGAGCCUGCGUUUCAAGUACCUCGUCCUCGCAACCGUCACACUCAAAGCCAGAAUCUUGACUCUACUAUAACUGACAAUAAUUUUCUGAUGUCCGAUUACAUACAAGCGUACGAUAUAGACACAGAUUUCCUGAAACCAAAAGUAAUUAAGUUAGUAGAGGGUGUUGAUCUGAUUGGAAAUGGUCUAGACAUGGUAGGUCAGCAGUUUUUACGUAUGCGCGAUAUACGUUGAAAAUGAUGAGUCAAUUUAAUUUGGGAUCCUAAAUGAAUAAUGAGAUAUGAAUCUCGUGAACGUUGUGCACAGGCAAAAGUUGAAUUGUACUUUAUGCUGUUGUUGCCAAAAACCAAGGGUGUCGUCGCUGCGAAUACCAGUGACGAUAUUUGACCUGAACUUUAAGAAACAGAUUGUUGGCGCGAAUACGAAAUGUUAGCGCUCACCCUGUGAAAGGGUGGUUUCUUGUUGGAUCAUUUCUAAUGAUCAGAAUUUCUUCGAGAAGGUUGUCAGAACGGAAUCAAUAACAGGCAGAACUUUUCUCCGAACAGACUGACGUUCUGUGAAGCAUUAUUAUAUGGUAUACAUGUAUGUGUAUAGCGAAUUUGUUCUUUUGAACUUUAUCGCCGGAAGGGGCUUCAAAAUUGAAAUGAAAUGACAGUGGAUCGGUUAUUGAGUGACAGAUAUAUAUAUAUAGAGAGAGCGAGAGAGAGAAAGCAUGAGUGUAAGAAAGAAAAAGAAAUUGAGACAAAGAGUUAAGCCGAAUUAUUAAUAAAUUUCAAGUGCAACUAUAAUAAUGAUUUCACACGCACGCCAAAGAUUAUCGAGUGACAGUCAUUGAUUGUUGAAAAUGCGGCAGUUGUAUAAUUAAAUUGUUACACAGUGAUAGUCCAUUGUAACACUAUAGUGCUAGGGAUGGAAUUAAUAUUGACUAGUGUUAUUUGUUUCUGUCACAGUUUCAUUCUGCAACUCCGUCUAUAAUUGUAACCAAAAUUUUCAUCUCUUCGCAAUAUCUUUGCAUUACUUACAAGUCUUUUUUCUUGCUCGUCUUUCUCACAGUUAUUUUCACUAAUCAAGAUUUAUAUUAUCGUUUAACUGCUGCAUAUGUAAUUCUGAAACAAAAAGAAUUAAUGAUAGAAAAUUGUCUGUUUUUUUCUUGGCUGCUAUUUGAAACAUUAAAUUCUCAGACGAACUUCGAUAGAUUAUUGCACUACAAGUAUACAAAUGAUACCCCAUCAUAAUCUUGUGCUCGAAUCAAACAUAGUUUCACGUUUUGGGAGGAUAUGAAUCUCUAACUGGACUUGUUUUCAGUAACUUAGUUCGCCUGUUGCAUCACAAGUUUCUCAUCAUAAGAAUUCAUCGAACUUUCAAAUAUUUACUGUUCUCAAUUUAAUACUUGGCUUUAGUGAAGAAAAAAAAAAAAGAAAAAGAAAAUAGAAAAAGUGAAUCACAACUUUUACACACAUAUAUACCUGUAUUCAUAGAUAAAUAUUGAAUCGGAAAACCACUGUGCAGGUAUCGUAAUAGCUAUCGUAUACGCACACCAAUGAAAUAUUAUAUGAAGGAAGAAAUUGAAGUAAAACACAUUUUCAGAUCAAGAUGUAACCCGAAAAUUAGUGCAAUAAAUUUCAAAAAUUCAUUAGUGUAACUUAGGAAUCUAUUUUUUUCUCAUAGUCUCUUUACAGUUCGCAAUAAAGAAUAAAAAAUCAGCCGCAACUAAGUGCAGUUCGCGUAAUCAGCGAGGUAAUAAGUAAUUCGAAAGUAUUGUCAGUCCAUAUUUCACAUUUUCCAUGUUACAUGACUAUACGUAUAACAUAAUUAUCUUAAUGUGAAGAUUUUUUCUAGUAUCGUGAUCGUACAAACCUUUUCAGCUGCAAUGCUUCAACAAAAAAACAAUAGGCAAUAUUCAGCAGCAAAUCUGAAUUCUACUUCUCUCACUAAUUGCCGUUAAGUUUAUACUUCCGUCUAAACGAUCGAAAGAAAAAUAUUCGUCGAAAGAAGGCAAUGAAGGAAAAAAUAUAUAAACACAUUUACAGAAUUUGAUAGUGUUAUAAGAUGAUCCAAGGAAACAUAAUACAAGUUUACAUACUUUGGUUUGAUUAACGUGUGCGAAUUUGACUGAUCUUUACUGUACCCAUACCUCGUAAUAAUUAUCCUGUUCGUUUCGGAAAAAACGCAAAAACGCAAAAACCUUGACCAAUCAACGAGUGAAAUUUAAAACUUGUGACUAAUUUCUCCAUAUCUCCCGUAUGUAUAGAAAUAAUAAUAAUGAUGAUGAUAAUAAUAAUAUAAGUGUCCAAUAAUAAUACUUCCUGGUGUCUAGGAAUGCAGAAAAUAUUAAAUUACGUAUGUAGGAGGCUCCAACCGUAGUUGCAAAGAAAUGAGAACAAUACGGUGCAGGGGAUGAAGGCAACAGCAUUGAAAAAAAAAAUUAUUGAUAAAACGGAGAAACAAAUAGCUACUCACACUGAUAUCGAGAAUAUAUACACUGUCAUUAACUCUGUA
Molecule: messenger RNA, 5697 nt
Organism: Neodiprion fabricii
Lineage: Eukaryota; Metazoa; Arthropoda; Insecta; Hymenoptera; Diprionidae
Product: PR domain zinc finger protein 10-like
Exons: 13
Coding region: 124-3432 (1102 amino acids)
Biological process (GO): regulation of transcription by RNA polymerase II
Cellular component (GO): nucleus
Molecular function (GO): RNA polymerase II transcription regulatory region sequence-specific DNA binding; protein binding; DNA-binding transcription factor activity, RNA polymerase II-specific
Source: RefSeq, a predicted model, not a curated record